UUGGUUACGUCACUUCCGUGUAUGAUAUGGUAAUAUGUGUAGGAUUCAGUUUGCCGCCGGCACUUCUCUGGUUUCUUUCAAGCAACAGUGCUGUUUUUCUCGAGGAGGAGGAGGAGGUCUCCAUAAAGAAAUACACUUUGAGUAAACAGCAAUGAAGACCCUGGUGGUGCUGGACUUUGACCAUACGGUGAUAGAUGACAACAGCGACACGUGGGUCAUCAAGUGUACGCCUGAGCAGGCUUUACCAUACGGGCUACAAAACACAUAUGAAAAAGGAAAAUGGACGGAAUACAUGGGGAGAAUCUUUUCAUACAUAGGAGACCUGGGGAUCAAAGAAGGCGCAAUUAGGAGCGUAAUGGAAACGGUACCUUAUACAGAUGGAAUGAUUGAGCUCUUGCGUUUCAUCAGUGAAAACAAAGAAACACUUGACUGCAUCAUCAUUUCAGACGCCAAUACUCUUUUUAUUGAAUGGAUUUUGCAUGCUGCCGAUAUGCAUUGUGCUAUAGACAAAAUUUUUACCAAUCCUGCGUAUUUUGAUGAUAGAGGUUACCUUACUGUUAGGUGCUUUCAUUCACACACCUGCACACAAUGCCCUGUUAACCUCUGCAAAAGGAAAGUCUUACAAAGCUUUAUUGAGAGGCAGUUAACAGACGGUGUAAAAUACCAGCGGGUUAUUUAUGUUGGGGAUGGUAGAAAUGAUUUUUGUCCCACUAAUUGUCUAAAACAGUGUGAUGUUGUUAUGCCCAGAAAGGGGUUUGCACUGGAUAAAAUCAUUUCAGAGGUAAAUUUUAAAAAGUGUGAACACCUUAACCCACGGGUUGUGCCAUGGACGUCAGGUGCAGAUAUUAUCCAUGUUAUUAACUCACAGUAGCAAAGUGCACUUUUAUCAAAUGGAGAAUAUUUAUUCAACUACAUAUUACCACUUAUUUUAUGGGAAAAAAAAAAAUCCAUCUAAUUAAAUGUAUUCGACCACUGUUUGCCACUUCAUCAACUGUACUUAUCCGAAAGUAAAUUCAGUACAUUCAAUUUAAUAUCAAGUGACCUGAAAAGAACACAUUUUUGCAGAUGUUGCUGUAUUUCACUUGAAGGUUGUAUGUGACAAACUGUUUUAAGUAUACGUAUUUCUAACAGUUCUCCAGUUUAGUAAUCUUACUGGUCUACUAGUUGCAUAAAUCAUGCUUAUUUAAAUAGUGUAUAACUUUAUUAUUUAUAAGAAGCGGCCAUUUUGGUGCUGUAUGUUUUCAGUAUGUCUUUGUGUAAGAUUUUUUUUUUUUUGAUCAGGUAGCUGUCUGAUUUAUACUUAUUAGACAGUUAUAGAUUGACAGAUGGCCCCCUAAUUAUUUACUAUUUCUGGAAUAAGGCUGGAGAACCAAUAUAGCUAGGACAUUCAUGUUGGUUAAAGAGCUGCUGAACACUGAUUAUGGCGUUGAAGUUGUGUCUUUUGAAGCCACUAUAGUGAGACUAAGAUUCAUCAGUGAGGUGACUCAGUAACAAAUUUGGUGCUAACUACAUUUUCUAAUGGCCUAUAAAUGGUUAAUAUUAGGCAAACCACUUUUUUUUUAUUUGAAACUUAACUGAAAUAUGUUGGUUAGGAAUUGAAGUGUAUUUCUGAUGGAAAAAUCAUGAACUUAAACAACUAUUAUUUUUUAACCAAAUAAGUCGUGUGAAUUGAAGUGGUUAAAAUAAUGUAAUAUUGUGUGUUCCACAAGUUUUUAAAUACAACUAAACAUUACCAAAAGAAGAAGCAUACGCUGCAGUUUUCUCUUCUGUAAGAUAUGCUCACCAAAUGUACUGCAUUGA
Molecule: messenger RNA, 1800 nt
Organism: Erpetoichthys calabaricus (reedfish)
Lineage: Eukaryota; Metazoa; Chordata; Cladistia; Polypteriformes; Polypteridae
Gene: phospho2
Product: phosphatase, orphan 2
Exons: 2
Coding region: 152-871 (239 amino acids)
Molecular function (GO): phosphatase activity
Source: RefSeq, a predicted model, not a curated record